Gasterosteus aculeatus aculeatus (three-spined stickleback) is the source of this 3300-nucleotide messenger RNA. RefSeq names its product protein associated with LIN7 2, MAGUK p55 family member b (gene pals2b). Lineage: Eukaryota; Metazoa; Chordata; Actinopteri; Perciformes; Gasterosteidae. Gene Ontology annotation, molecular function: protein binding. The record is from RefSeq and is a predicted model, not a curated record.
GUUCUCUGGUAGUCUGCCGCGGGACCGGGACAGACAGCUGAGGAAAGGAGGGGGGUGGGGGGUGCGCUUGAAUGUCCAACCGGGACGGUCGGUGGACUACCGCGACCGCACAACGCACGAUUAACAGGUCUUCCCAGUUGACUGAUGAGCAGCCAGUAGGAGCGAGGUUGGGCAGCACCGAGGGGCACAGGUAAACACGACUUCCUCCCCGCUCCCAUCUCAGUGCUGAUUCACCAGAGACGUUCAAGCGCACGCUGGCCGCAUGCUGACGGGAUUUCGUCAGUGGGUCAGCAGCUGCAGACAGGACGAUUGGAGGACAGAAGACAUAGCUGCAGAACUGCUGGCGAUUUACGAGCGGUUUGCCUUAGCACGCUAGUGGCAGCAGAGAGGAAGAAGGAAGUCUUGGCGAUGGUCACGGCUAUGGAGGACGCCUGUCCCAAUGGGGUACGGGAGGAGGAGGAGGAAGUGACGCCGGCGGGACAGCUCGGCGUGGAGGGGCCCCCGGCGGUGCAGUCCGCCCAGGAAGCAGAUACGUCCGGAGCCAUGCAGCAGGUGCUGGAUAACCUGAGCGAGCUGCCCACCUCCACGGGAGCCAAAGACAUCGACCUGCUCUUCCUGCGCGGCAUCAUGGAAAGUCCCACUGUACGCUCUCUCGAUAAGGCUCACGAACAGCUGGAGGAAGUGAAGCUGGAGGCCGUGCAGGACAACAAUGUAGAGCUGGUGACGGAUAUCCUGGGCGACAUCAGCAAUCUGCAGGUGAAAGACGACAGCGCGGCCGAACUGUCAAGGAUCCUCAAGGAGCCUCACUUCCAGUCUCUGUUGGAGGCACAUGACAUGGUGGCUUCUAAGUGCUACGAAGUCCCGCCCCCGACCGAGCCCACCAAUGAUGCGGCAGUGAACAGCGCUCUGAUGCAGGCGGAUGCCGUGCGCAUGAUUGGCAUCCGAAAGAAGGCCGGGGAGCCACUGGGCGUGACAUUCCGCGUGGAGAAGGACGACCUCGUCAUCGCUAGAAUCCUUCACGGCGCCAUGAUUGACAGACAGGGUCUGCUCCACGUGGGCGACAUCAUAAAGGAGGUGAACGGGAAGGACGUCGGCAACAAUCCCACCGAGCUGCAGGAGAUGCUGAAGGACUGCAGCGGGGGGAUCACGCUGAAAAUACUGCCGAGCUACCGAGACGCUCCCGCCCCUCCGCAGGUGUACGUGCGGCCGUACUUUGACUACGACCCAGCACAUGACAGCCUGAUCCCUUGCCGGGAGGCGGGGAUGGGUUUCAAGAAGGGCGACAUCCUUCAGAUUGUCAACCGAGAGGAUCCCAACUGGUGGCAGGCGUGCCAUGUCGUCGCCGGGGCAACCGGACUGAUACCCAGUCAGUUCUUGGAGGAGAAAAGGAAAGCGUUUGUCCCCCGAGACUUUGAUGGAUCAGGAAUCCUUUGUGGGACCAUAGCUGGGAAGAAGAAGAAGAAGAUGAUGUACCUGACGGCCAAGAAUGCCGAGUUCGACAGACACGAGCUGCAGAUCUACGAGGAAGUGGCCAAGGUGCCGGCCUUCCAGAGGAAGACGCUGGUUCUGAUUGGUGCUCAGGGCGUGGGCCGACGCAGCCUGAAGAACCGGCUGAUGGUCCUGCAGCCCACACGGUUCGGCACCACCAUGCCCUACACUUCGCGGCGGCCCCGCGACGACGAGCUGGACGGAAACUCCUACCACUUCACCUCGAGGACGGAGAUGGAGGCGGACGUGAAGGCCGGCCGGUUCCUGGAGCACGGCGAGUACGACGGUAACCUGUACGGCACAAAGAUCGAGUCCAUCCACGAGGUGGUGGGCACGGGGCGCACCUGCAUCCUGGACGUCAACCCGCAGGCUCUGAAAGUGCUGAAAACAGCCGAGUUCAUGCCGUACGUGGUGUUCAUUGCCGCGCCAGAUUUUGACACCCUGAAGGCCAUGCACAAAGCCGUGGUGGACGCGGGGAUCACCAGCAAGCAACUCACGGACGUGGACCUGAAGAAGACGGUGGAUGAGAGCGCUCGGAUCCAAAGGGCUUACAGCCACUACUUUGACCUGACCAUCGUCAACGACAACCUGGACAAGGCCUUCGAGACGUUACACGCCGGCGUGGACAAACUGUGCAGUGAACCCCAGUGGGUCCCGGUGAACUGGGUGUACUGAGGACCGGCUGCAGGGGGGUCACGCUCGCUCGUCCGUGACCAAAGAGGCCGAAGACGAGGAGGAGGAGGAGGAGGGCAGCGUCGCGUCUGCAAAAUAACAUAAAUAGUAAAAGGAAAAAGAAAUCCUGCUGCUCUUUCUCCUCUUGCACGCCGUGCAACUUUUUUUCUACUCAAAGGGAAAGAGUGCUUAUUUAUUUUAUAACUUUUUACAAAAGAUCUUUCUAUUCGAUGUGGAAUUCCAUUGAGAACGAGACAAAGAAAUCUGCUCACGUACUCGGGCCAUAUUUUUGGAUUAAUUUAUUGACGUAGUUACGCUUCUUAUUUUGUAGUCGUUUCCCUUGAUAUAAUUUGUCCGUCUGUGUUUGGUGGACGUCCACCCGUCCUCCAACAUGAAGACAAGUGGAGGCGCCGGAUGAGAAGAACCCUGAGUCAGCGUCACACACCGUUGCCACGCCUGAACAACCCGUGUAGCCGUUUUUUUAUCUUCACGUCCAAACUACUUAAUCCUUUAGUGUCUUUGUGUAGCCGGCCCCAAACUCCUUCAUCUGUGUCGUCCACAGGAUCAGCGGGGCAGGAAUAAAGAAAAUGCCCCGUAUGUGCACAACUCCUCUAGUACGUAAAAGAUAAAAAGCUUUUUCAAGAUCAAAUGAUGCUAAUUCUGUUUAUCUUUUUAUUUUCUUAUAGUAGCUCAUCAGUGUGGUGAUUUAUACAUGCAUAGAGUGUAGUGUUUUGUCACACAUCCAUCCAUUGAUUUGUUUUUAAUUACCCUGUAUGAAGAUCAUCUAGUCAUUGACCCCCUUGUCUCCACGGUCUACAUGAGCCAAUUUGUUAAUGUUUUGCAUAUAUACACAAAGAUAUAUGUAUAUAUGUGUGUGGCACAAAUCAAGUCCCUCCUUAUUGUCCUUCUCUCAAGUGUUGCAGUAUGCCAAAACCCAUCCUACUCCAAAUAAAGUUUGAAAUUCACCCUUUUGUUAAAAGUGAUUGGUAUUUUAACUGCAGGGCAACGUAAAUGUGGGAUUUGAUAUAAGACUUUGGGUGGGAAAUACAUGUUUUUAACGUGUUUUAGGUAGUAAAAAACUACCCGUCUAGGACUUUAGGACAGCACAACCAAACACCUAAUAAAUGACCAUGUAUGAUC